AUGAACUUUCGGCAGCAUCUUCUCCAAUUGAUCCCUACAUUGGAGAAUCGAGGUAUCUCUUGUGAAUUGGUAGAGCUUUUUGAACCUAUAUUACGACUACAAUGGCAAAUAAAACCAUACAAUGAUGAAAAGAAUUCCCUUGUCGAAGAGGAAAGUGAGAUGAUUUAUGUGUCGCCUGAUUUAUCGGUUGAAGCUUGGAUUCGCUUUUCGCCUUCCUACCAAGUUCCUCAAUUUUUCUUCCAGUUAUAUUUUGAUGGCUGCGUCCCUUUCACUAAACUUGAAGACAUAGAAGCUCUGAUCCUCCCAGAAAAUCGAGGCCUGGCUUCAGAAGCUUUGGCAAUAGGUGAUUGUCCUGCUUCAAAUGGUAUUUCCUGGUACGUCCAUCCAUGCUGUACCCAGAAAUUUUUCUAUACAGCAGAAAUCUCAAAACAGGAUGCUUCUUACCUGCCAAUAUGGAUCCUGUAUAUCCACCAAUUGCUCUCUCCGAUUACCAUGCCUAUGAUAGAAGCGCUUGACGGUAACCCCUCUUGA
This is a messenger RNA of Schizosaccharomyces octosporus yFS286, 531 nucleotides long. Its product is annotated as autophagy C terminal domain family protein. The coding region runs from base 1 to 531 and encodes 176 amino acids. NCBI's taxonomy places the organism in Eukaryota, Fungi, Ascomycota, Schizosaccharomycetes, Schizosaccharomycetales, Schizosaccharomycetaceae. The record is from RefSeq and is a predicted model, not a curated record. Gene Ontology annotation, molecular function: ubiquitin-like protein transferase activity. The transcript has a single exon.